CAGAACGAAACACCCUCACUAGUGGUUCGGCCUUUCCAUCUGCCGUUCGCCCAGCGUGUUCUCCCUCUAGUGCGGCAACUGGGCGACCGCCGCCGCCGCUCUACUCCGGGUGCCCAGGCGUUCGUCCGUACCUUCUCAGGCCUUCAUCGCGUCCUUCGCCGGCGACGAUCACCGACAAGGAUGGAAAGAACAAUUAAUUCCUUGAUGUACAAAGGAUCUAUUCCUGAUGCAAUUAAUCAAUCAAGAAGGGAGAAGAAGCUCUUUGUAGUCUACAUAUCAGGUGAAGAUGAGGCUUCCAGUAGUUUGGAACAGUCAUCACUGAUUGAUGAAAACGUGGUUGAAGUGAUCGGUAGAUGUUGCAUCUUAUUGCAUCUCAAGCAAGGCAAUGUUGAUGCAUCACAGUUUUCAGCUAUCUAUCCCCAGAAGUCUGUACCAAGUAUAUCAGUGAUUGGACUGAAUGGAGUUCUGCUGUGGAAUCAUGAUGGAUAUAUCAACUCUGAAAAUCUGAAAGAAAGCAUUGAGAAAGCGUGGGCUGCUCUUCAUCUACAGGAGACAGCAGCGACCUUGUUGACAGCAUCACUUGCUACAAGAAAUUCUGAACCUGUGAAUUCUGCUACUACUGUUUUGCCAGCUCAAGGGGGCUCUUCUACUUUAGAAAAUCCUUCUGAUUUAUCCAGUCAAUCACCAGAUGUUUCUGGUGCCAGUGAAGUUGCUCAUUCAACUGAUCUGGUAUCACAAAUUCCUAAUAGCACUGCCCUUUAUGAACCUCUUGAGAUAAAUGAAAAAGAAGGGUCAAAAUCAAACUCGGAUGAUAAAACUGUUGAGAAGCUAGGUUCAACAAGUACUGAAUUUGAUUGUGAUUUGCUUGAUAGUUCAAGGAAGUCAAAUACGGUCAGUUCUGCAGAUUCGAAGGGAGAAGACAUUACACCAUCAGCAAAAAGAAAGAACAAAGAUGAUGGAAGUCACACUUCUAUUCCCUUGGAGGAUACUCCUAGUACACUCACUAAUAAAGGAGUUUCUUCCCAGUCACGCGUGGAACAAGACAAGGCAACUUCUUUUGUUUCUGUGAAGUCAGAUGAUAUUCAGCUUAGUAUUCGUAUGCCCAGUGGAAAUAGACUGGAGAUCAAACUAACAAAACAAGAUGUUUUAAGGAAAGUGAAGAAUUUCGUGGAUGAAAACCAAGGCAAUGGGCUUGGCUCAUAUGACCUUUCUCUGGUUUAUCCUAAAAGAGUUUUCUUUGAACAAGAUAUGGAAGCAACACUAUCCGAGCUGGGUAUUCAAAACCGUCAUGCAAUGAUUGUUGUUCCACAUCGGCAGUCUGGUCAGGUAUCAAGGCGUCACUCCUCGGCAUCUUAUGAUAUGGGUGUCAAUUCAGGUGCGGAUGAUGUUGGUGGCAAUUCAGGUGCGGGGGGAUACUUUGGUUACCUGAGAACCGUCCUGUCUUAUGUGAAUCCACUCUCCUACCUGAGGGGAAAUACCAACUCAUCAAAUACAGAGCUACAGUCAAAUGAAGGCCUGCGGCAGCUUAGACAUGGAUCUGGUCCAUGGAGUGAGCCACGGCCUCUUGGCAAUAGGGGCCAUGAAGUGACUGAUGCAGACUCUGCAAACACGCUGCGAAGGCGGCCUAGACCAUUUGGUGCCAAUAUCCACACUCUGGGGAGCGAGGAUCAUGGUCCGUCUGAUGAAAGAAAUGUUUUCUGGAACGGGAACUCGACAGAGUUUGGAGGCGACGACAGAAAAUAGGUUGUGGCGUGGCUGGCAGGGCCUGGGACGACACUAUCAGACAGAAUCAAAGUUGCGAAUAGACAGCUGAAACAAAUGCCUCGACAGGCUUAUUGAGGAAUAAGUAUUGAGAUUAUAGUGCUGAAAUAAUCGCUGAAUUGUGAUGUUUACAUUUGUGGAAACAU
Messenger RNA from Zea mays, 1907 nucleotides. RefSeq lists its product as uncharacterized. The coding region runs from base 181 to 1743 and encodes 520 amino acids. Gene Ontology annotation, molecular function: protein binding. Lineage: Eukaryota; Viridiplantae; Streptophyta; Magnoliopsida; Poales; Poaceae. The record is from RefSeq and is marked validated. The transcript is spliced from 10 exons.